AGCCAGACUAGCAGCCAGUCGGGACGAAGCGGUAGCCACGAGCAGCAGCAAUGUCCCUGGUAGAACCCAGGCAAAAAGUGCUCCCCCUAUUGGCCGCAUUGUCCACUCUGCUUCUUCAACCGGGGGAUUCUAGAAUCACGUACGAACCCACCUGGGAAUCUCUGGAUUCCAGACCGCUUCCAGCAUGGUUCGACGACGCUAAAUUCGGCAUCUUCAUCCAUUGGGGAGUGUUCUCAGUGCCCAGCUUCGGGAGCGAGUGGUUCUGGUGGUACUGGCAAGGAAUGAAGUCAAAAGCUUAUGUAGAUUUUAUGUCAAAUAAUUUUCCUCCCAACUUCCGAUAUGAAGAUUUUGGCCCGAUGUUUACUGCAGAGUUCUACAAUCCUAAACAGUGGACUGAUAUACUGGGCGCUUCUGGGGCCAAGUAUGUUGUCCUGACUUCAAAGCACCACGAAGGUUACACACUGUGGGGAUCAAAAUUCUCUUGGAAUUGGAAUUCUGUAGAUGUAGGCUCCAAACGUGACCUAGUUGGGGAGCUGGCAGAAGCUGUUAAGAAUUGCACUGAUUUGCGUUUUGGACUGUAUCACUCGCUGUUUGAGUGGUUCAAUCCUCUGUUUCAGUGUGAUAAAAAUAACGGUUUCAAGACACGUCUGUUUCCUCAAGCUAAAUCUUUGCCUGAGCUUUAUGAAAUUGUGACAAAAUACAAGCCAGAGAUCCUCUGGUCUGAUGGUGAUGGAAAUGCCCCCGAUGUAUACUGGAACAGCACUGGCUUCCUGGCCUGGCUCUACAAUGAAAGCCCAGUGCGUGAUACUGUUGUUACCAAUGACCGCUGGGGCUCUGGUUGUAUCUGCAAACAUGGUGGAUAUUAUACCUGCGCUGACCGCUACAACCCUGGACAUCUUUUAGCUCACAAAUGGGAAAACUGCAUGACCAUUGACAAACGUUCCUGGGGCUAUCGAAGAAAUGCUCGGAUCUCAGAGCUACUUACCAUUGAGGAAUUGGUACAGGUGCUGGUGGAAACUGUGUCAUGUGGUGGCAAUUUGCUUAUGAACAUUGGCCCCACGUCCGAUGGUCGAAUUCCUGUUCUAUUUGAAGAACGGCUGAGACAGAUGGGUCAGUGGCUUAAAGUUAAUGGGGAAGCAAUCUAUAGUACAAAGCCUUGGAGGGCACAGAAUGACACAGUGAAUCCUGAUGUUUGGUAUACAUGUAAACCACAAGAACAAGUUUUGUAUGCCAUAUUCCUGAAAUGGCCAAUAUCUUGGAAAAUAACGCUGGGAGAGCCUACAGUUACUAUUGGAAAGACACAGGUGCAUCUGAUUGGUGAUGGAAGAAAUCUGUAUUGGGAGCCGUUAGGAGAGAAGGGAAUGGUGGUACAUUUGCCAAUACUCAAUCCCACACAGUUUACUGUCCAAUGGGGAUGGGUUCUUAAAAUAAGCUAUUUAAAUGAACAUGUAUCUAAAACUUCAGGGUACAUGCUAAGGCAUAAUUCAAUUUUAUAAAAUAAGACAUUUAUUUUUUUACUGGAAAUUGAAUAUAAACAUGGAUGCUUAUUACCUGAUUAUACAUUUU
Molecule: messenger RNA, 1566 nt
Organism: Pelobates fuscus (common spadefoot toad)
Lineage: Eukaryota; Metazoa; Chordata; Amphibia; Anura; Pelobatidae
Gene: FUCA2
Product: alpha-L-fucosidase 2
Exons: 7
Coding region: 51-1496 (481 amino acids)
Biological process (GO): fucose metabolic process; glycoside catabolic process
Cellular component (GO): lysosome
Molecular function (GO): alpha-L-fucosidase activity
Source: RefSeq, a predicted model, not a curated record